AUGGACGAGUAUUUCGACGAGCACUCGGACGUGCCGACGCUCUACCUCGGCGGCUGGUACGACUCGUAUGCGCGGAACACGCCGAUGAGCUACAUGAAGCUGUCAGCCAUCAAGAAAUCGCAGCAGGUCCUCCUGAUGGGGCCGUGGACGCACGGGAUGUAUGAGCUGACGUACUCUGGGGACGUUGACUUCGGCCUCGACUCGCAAAUCAACCUAAACGACUUGCGAUUGGCGUGGUUCGACCACUAUAUGAAGGGCAUGGACACCGAGUUCGCGGAGUGGUCUCCGGUCCGCAUCUUCACGAUGGGGACGGGAAGCCAGCGGAUGAACAAGCACGACUACGACCGCCGACUCGACCACGGCGGGUAUUGGCGAAGCGAGCCCGACUGGCCUGUACCGGGCACGGAGGAGACCCCGUUCUUCAUGCACGCGGACGGUUCGCUGUCCAACGAGGAGCCGACCGACGAUGAGACGGAAUCGACCGGCUACACCUUCGACCCCAUGGACCCCGUGCCGACGAUGGGCGGGGGCAUCUCGGCGGCGGACUCGAUUAUUCGGGCCGGAGCGUUCGACCAGCGGGGCAGGGCUGACUUCAUCGGCUGCGUUAACGAGCUACCUCUUAACACGCGCCACGACAUUCUCACGUUCCAGACUCCUGAACUCGAAGAGGAUACCGAGAUCACGGGUCACGUCGUCAUGCAUCUGUGGGCGGCAUCGUCAGCGAAAGACACCGACUUCACGGCCAAGCUCAUCGACGUUCACCCGCCCUCCGACGACUACCCCGACGGCUUCGCGAUGAACAUCACGGACUCGAUCAUUCGCGCCCGUUAUCGAAACGGUUGGACCGAGCCGGAGCCAAUGGAACCCGGCACGCCCUACGAGUUCGUCUUUCACCUGUAUCCAACGUCGAACGUGUUCCGCAAGGGGCACCGCAUUCGGCUUGACAUCAGCAGCAGCAACUGGCCGCGCUUCGACGUGAAUCCGAAUACCGGAGGGCCGCUAGGACUGGAGCGGCGGUACGAAAUCGCGCAUCAGACCAUCUUCCAUAGCGUGGAGCACCCGUCGCACAUCGUCCUGCCGCUGCAGGAGGUGUGA
Messenger RNA from Geodia barretti, 1095 nucleotides. The record is from the annotation of a GenBank genome assembly. NCBI's taxonomy places the organism in Eukaryota, Metazoa, Porifera, Demospongiae, Tetractinellida, Geodiidae.